Molecule: messenger RNA, 1211 nt
Organism: Xyrauchen texanus (razorback sucker)
Lineage: Eukaryota; Metazoa; Chordata; Actinopteri; Cypriniformes; Catostomidae
Product: C-type lectin domain family 4 member E-like
Exons: 8
Coding region: 41-889 (282 amino acids)
Source: RefSeq, a predicted model, not a curated record
CUCAGUUCUUAGAAGGUAAUCGUUCUUUCGUGUUGGUGAAAUGGACCUGAUCUGUGAAGAUUCCAGUUACAUACAUUUUACCAGAACUGCUUCAAGUGACAAAAGCUCACAUUACAAAUGUCUGAAACCCUUCGACCAGGAAAGAAAGAAAGAGGUUCUUCUGCCUAAGUGGACUAAAGUUCUCCUGAUAGUUCUCAGCGUCUCUGUUGUUUGUGCUCUCGUAGGCAUCUGUGCUCUGGGGAUGCGUCUAUCUCAUGCUAAACAUUGCAGCAUAUCAGUGUCUGAUCAGUACCACAAUGACACAGAUUAUAAAGGAAAGUUUGAGGAACUCCGUGUCCAAUAUGAGGAAACACUUGGAAAGUUGAACAGAUUAAAUCAUUAUAAAGGACAGUUUGAGGAAUUCCGCGUCCAAUAUGAGGAAACACUUGGAAGGUUGAACAGAUUAAAUCAGAGCACAGGCUCUGCACUUUGUGCUGUCCACUGGAUUCAUUCUGGAGGAAAGUGUUACUACUUUUCUACAGUCAAGAUGAACUGGAUGCAGACUCGAGAUUAUUGUGUGACUCUAGGAGGACAUCUAGUUAUAAUAACCAGCAAAGCAGUGCAGGAUUUUCUUGUGUCUGAAGUUAAAGAGACUCACUGGAUUGGUCUUAAUGAUCUGGAAACUGAGGGACACUGGGUCUGGGUGAAUAACCAGCCACUCAAUGAUUCAAUGGAAUUCUGGAUGAAGCGAGAGAACGGAGAAAGUGAACCGGAUAACUGGACAAAAGAUCAUCCGGCCGGUGAGGACUGUGCUUGUCUGGGGCACAUAAAUGGAGAGACUGAUUUCUGGACUGAUGCUUUCUGUUUUGAAGAGAAAAGAUUUGUGUGUGAAGCUCCUGCCUCUGUUUAAUUCCUCACACAUUACAAGUAUCCCUCAUUAUUUCUACAACAGCAGAAGUUCCUGUAUGUGAUCAAUUCUUGUCAUUUCUUUCUUCCUAACACAGCAUUACUAAGUAAUUGAUUACUGAAAUUAAUGUACUUUUUCCUUGAAAAAAGUAAAACAAGGGAUUACUCGUCAAUUUUCAGUAAUUUAAUAACAGUUUCUUCUGAUGUAAUUGCAUUAAAUACUGUAUAGACUAUAGAGCAAUUCUAUAUAAAUCAAUAGUGAAUUUAAAAUAAAAAUAUGUCUAAUGUUAAAAUGUAUGUUUUCUAAUUAAACGCUUUAAAUUCUU